Drosophila grimshawi is the source of this 2392-nucleotide messenger RNA. RefSeq names its product augmin complex subunit dgt6 (gene dgt6). Gene Ontology annotation, molecular function: microtubule binding. Gene Ontology annotation, biological process: spindle assembly. The coding region runs from base 74 to 2059 and encodes 661 amino acids. The transcript has 4 exons. Gene Ontology annotation, cellular component: mitotic spindle microtubule; HAUS complex. Lineage: Eukaryota; Metazoa; Arthropoda; Insecta; Diptera; Drosophilidae. The record is from RefSeq and is a predicted model, not a curated record.
UACUCGAAUGCUUGUCGUCUUGAACAGAGAGCGGCAGAAUCGCCAUAUGCAAUAAUUAAAUAGACUUAAAGUUAUGGACCGUACAAUAAUAGCGCCUUGGAAAGCUGAAGAAAAAGAGCAGAGUGAGAAACUGUAUAAGAAACUGCAAGGCCUAUCUCUGUUGUAUCCCAUGAACGAUGAAAUGGUCAAGCUGCUCUCGUGGGACAUGUUUCUCAAGCCCAAUCAGCCAGCAUUUUUUCAAAUGAUGCACUAUCUCUUUCGAAUAGUGGAUCCCGUUGAGUUCAAACGCCGCUUCUUCUGGCCCAUUACGGACAAGAAAUCGGAGGCGAAUUUUCGAUCCAGCACUAUUGACUACUUGAAGCAUUUGAACGAAAAACAUAAUCUGCAUUGGACGAACAUCAAAUCGUAUCUGGUUGUCAUGCCGGGUGGUAUGAAAUUCAUCAAGUUCCUUUUGGACCUUGUCGGCUUCGUUGUCCAGGAGCUGAUCAAGCAACGCGAACACGUCUUGACAGCAGAUACGGAUCCUACUAACAUUCGGAAUUGUAGUGCGCAAUGGAUGUUGGAGCAUUGUGCCUUCAUGAAGGAAUAUGCCUCAGCAUAUAUUGAGGAGGCCGAGGAAAUUGCGUCUGAACUACGCGAUUGUGCCCAGAAGAUCAGGCAUAAGUUUACAGAGUUGACUGCACUAACAGGUGUAAGCGAGUCGCUCCUCCAGGACAACUCAUUUCUGCUGGAAUUCGAUGCACAUAACCGCAACAGUUGCGAACAGAAAAUAACACUGCCCAUCGCGAGGAUUGCGAAGCUAGAGGCACCACUCUGUGCCCAGAAGGAGGCCAUGGAUCAGUUUCAAACUAAGCGCGCCGAGCACAAGCAAAACAAUGAGGCGGCCGACGAAGCAAUCGCUUACAUUCAAAAAUUUUUUGGCAACGAAGCAUGCAAUUUAACAGCAGGGAACGCCGGUAGAAUGAACGCGCUGCUUUCCGGUUUCAAUAGCAUUAGUAAGACAAUUGCCGAGCAGUUGGAUGCCAACAAUCACUACAGUGAGUGCAAUGAGUUCGUCACCGCCGAUCUGAAGACAUUGCGUGGCGAGCUGGAGCAGAUCCACCAGCAAUUGAGCGAGGUGCAAAAGAAUUUAAACGUACGUGCCAAGAGGAACACAAGCGGCAAUAGUAUCGGUGGGAAUGUGUCACAGACGCAGCACAGUUCGCAAUUGGUGGUGCCAAGCACGCCUCUUCGCACCCUGGACACAUUGCCGCGAGGAACAACAACUGGUGCCGUUGACCAUCCCCUGUUCAUGAAGUUUGUUUCGACGCCGCCCAUUCGUCCGGAAAUGGCCAGCGGCGUACGCAAUGUGCAUGUACGUCUACCUCUCCAGGAUGACUUCAAUGCCAAACAAUUUGAGAAUAGUUUGCUAGCACCUCGACCCGCACUCGCUCCACCACGUUCUGUGCGCAAGAUAAACACCACCAUGAAUCGGUCUAAAAUUGUUGAUCCCAUGCAAUUGCUGCGCACCAUUGCGAAAAGCUCGAAUACGACGACCAAUACGCAACUAAAUAUCUCUGCCAUGGGUAGUAAAUGGAAGCACAUGCAAUCCUCGUUUAGCCUUGAUGAAGUGACAGUCGGGCUGGUCAGCUCGCCCAAGUCCAACACUGCUAGCACGUACUCUCCGUUCACUCCGCUUACCAGUAACGAUCGCACACGCAUCGAGCGACUGCCUCCGGCCGAUGAUUCAACAAACAGUUCGCUUUAUGCCAAGAAGAGCGCUGCCAUGAUGAAAGUGCUGGAUUCUUCGCUUAACGUACAGAAUCUCAGCACAUCACCGUCGGGACGGCUGGAUGCACUGGUGGCCGGUCCCUUGCCCGAGCAGAUAAUUUUACCCCGCAUACAGCUCAACGAUCAAACACUAAAUGAUUCAAAGCAGCUGCUGUGCAGCAGCAAGGAGAGUGAUGUGAAUCCAUUGAAUGCACUUCCACCCAAGUUUUGUCUCGAUUUAAGCGAUUGUGCAGACAUUGAUGACUUGCAAAACAUAAGCGACACUGUGCUCAAGGAUAUUUCCAUUUAGUUUCCAUUAAUUUAAUGUUGAUUUUAGUAUUUGAUAAUCGUAAAACUUACAUAGCUGCUCAACUAUUUGUAUUAGGGGUUUUGUUUUUGAGCUGUUAUUCAAAUGUCAUGAUAAUGUUAAAAUUCACACAAGUUGAGGAUGGAUGUAAUUCAUGCUGAAUUCAAUUUUAUUAAAUUCCAAAUAUAUGUUUACAAACAAAAUCAAAAUAUAAUCAAUUACAAAUGUGCAUUCAUAGAAGAAAAAGAACACAAAAAUAAAUACCUUAUUGUUAGUUUUCUCAAUUUAAUCAUUCCUAAAUUAAAGUUUACUUCAAAGUCGUUGAGAAAACAUUUA